AAAAUCAUUAGAGUUCUUUUGUCGCAGAGAAGAGAUGUGGCUACUGACUGCGGUCCUACUUAUCGCCCAUUCAACGUUUGUAUCAGUUUCUUGGCUCAAGCAUGUUACCUCUUCCCAAGGCCACAUUGCUGCUUUCCAGUGUUGUGUUUGUUACGGGUCAAGCUGCGACUAAUGUUGCCUUGAGGAAACCAACCACAGAGAGCAGCUUCUAUGGCGUCAAUUCAAGCGGCGCAGUGGACGGCAACACAAAUCCUGGUUGGGGAUCCAUGUCCUGCUUUCAAGCCGGUGCAAGUGAUCCAGCCCCUUGGUGGCAGGUGGAUCUACGUGGGUAUUAUGCCAUUACCACAAUAGUGGCCACAGCGCGCACAGGUGGAUGUUGCGAUACACGUCUCCAUGACUUCUAUGUGGAAGUGUACGAAUAUGACCCUGCCCAGUACCCAUCGCAACCCGCUCGGGUCUGCUUAGAUUACGAGGGCGUGGUCCUAGCCGGCACACCCGUGACUCUGCCUUGUACCACUGUGUUCACGGGACGUUUUGUCAAACUGAGACGUAAAUUCAAGAAUCCCGGUGACGACAGAUUUACUAUUUGCGAGCUAGAAGUCUACGGGCCGGAUUCAUGUUUGAAAAGUAGCAGUUUCCGCCGCACAAAUAACAAGCGAAUGGACUCAAGCAACACCAUCACUCCCACACUUGGGGCGACUGUUGAACGAUGUGCUCUCUUAUGUUCUGAGGACAAGGACUGCUUCAACUUCAACCAUCAAAGAUCAGACAACUCUUGCGAAAUAAUCCACGAGGGGUCCACAGUAGACGACAAUGGAGACUGGGAUCACUAUUCUCUUCAGGUGUAAUGGAAGCUGUGGUCUGAGUCGUAAAAAAUGAAAAAAUUUGUUACUUCCCUUAGCCGUGUUUGGAUCCACUGGUUAUGAGAUUUAAGUCCAGUUUCGGCCCAGUUUUUAUGACUCUUGGUCUGCCACCUCCAUACCCUACUUUCGUUUGUUUCACAAAAGGGUAAACGCCUGCGAUCUAUGCCACUUUCCUCUCACAUGAUGCUAAACCGUAGUUGAAUAACAGUUGAAUAACCAAAAAAGGCGAUAAGCACAUUGUGUUUCAAUAUAGAAGCAGCAACAUGAAGUGGCCACCUUUAAAGAUAAUUAAUUAAAUACUGAAAGGUUUAGUAAUACACCACGCGUCACUAUUGUGACGGACCCGUGAAGAUCAGGGGUAGAAUAGGUCUUCAGCAACCCAUUCUUGCCGUAAAUGGCGACUAUGCUUGUCGUAAGAGGCGACUAACG
Messenger RNA from Haliotis rufescens (red abalone), 1292 nucleotides. RefSeq names its product fucolectin-like. Bases 102 to 848 code for a protein of 248 amino acids. The transcript is spliced from 5 exons. Lineage: Eukaryota; Metazoa; Mollusca; Gastropoda; Lepetellida; Haliotidae. The record is from RefSeq and is a predicted model, not a curated record.